Molecule: messenger RNA, 3041 nt
Organism: Platichthys flesus (European flounder)
Lineage: Eukaryota; Metazoa; Chordata; Actinopteri; Pleuronectiformes; Pleuronectidae
Gene: serinc2l
Product: serine incorporator 2, like
Exons: 10
Coding region: 91-1458 (455 amino acids)
Cellular component (GO): membrane
Source: RefSeq, a predicted model, not a curated record
UGUGUAGACAAACGAUUUCCUCAUUGUGUUUUACCAGGACAGCGAAAGGCGUCGGUGCAUUUACACCGAAUUCAAUAUUUAAAUUUCAAAAUGGGGGCUUGUAUGGCCUUGUGCUCUUUGGCCAGUUGUGCCUCCUGUCUGUGUGGCUCAGCACCGUGUCUUCUGUGUGGCUGCUGUCCCUCCUCCAAUAACUCCACCAUCACACGGCUGGUUUUCUCCUUGUUUUUGCUGAUGGGGACCAUGGUGUCUGUCAUCAUGAUUCUUCCUGGAAUGGAAAACGAGCUCCGCAAAAUCCCAGGAUUUUGUCAAGGAGGCGCAUCUAUAACUGGUAUCAAUAACUUGGCUGACUGUGAUGUCCUUGUGGGCUACAAGUCUGUGUACCGGAUGUGCUUCGCUAUGACCUGCUUCUUCUUUUUGUUCUGCCUCAUAAUGAUUUGUGUCCGUAGCAGCAAAGACCCGCGUGCAGCUAUUCAAAAUGGGUUCUGGUUCUUUAAGUUUCUGAUCCUGGUUGGGAUAACAGUGGGAGCUUUUUUCAUCCCCGAUGGAACAUUUCCUACUGUGUGGUUUUACUUUGGAUUGGUGGGAUCCUUCAUCUUCAUCAUCAUCCAACUUAUUCUCCUAAUCGACUUUGCCCAUUCCUGGAACAAGGUGUGGGUAGGAAAUUGUGAAGAUAGUGACAACAAGUGCUGGUUUGCAGGCCUGUUGACUUUCACCGUACUCUUCUACACCUUGGCUUUUGCCGCUGUGGUACUUUUCUACGUGUAUUACACACAGCCCGAUGACUGCACCGAGCACAAGGUCUUUAUCAGCCUCAACCUCAUCUUCUGCAUCAUCAUCUCCGUUGUCUCCAUCCUUCCCAAGAUACAGGAAGCUCAGCCACACUCUGGUUUGCUCCAGGCUUCUCUCAUCUCCCUCUACACAAUGUAUGUCACCUGGUCUGCAAUGACCAACAACCCAAAUCGGAAGUGUAACCCCAGCUUGUUGAGUCUCCUGUCGAACGUUAGCACGACUGAACCAUCUGGUGACAGCACUCAGGAGCAUGUGCAGUUGUGGGAUGCUCAGAGCAUUGUUGGUUUAGUCAUCUUCCUCUUCUGCACUAUCUAUGCCAGUAUUCGUUCGUCCAGUAACACCCAGGUAAACAAGCUGAUGCAGACAGAAGAGGGGAGAGGGUCGGGUGGAGAAGGUGUGGUGGGAGAGGAUGGCAUACGAAGAGCCUUAGACAAUGAGGAGGAGGGAGUCACUUACAACUACUCCUUCUUCCACUUCCACCUCUGUCUGGCUUCUCUGUACAUCAUGAUGACUCUCACCAACUGGUACCAACCUGACACCUCCACCCAGGCAAUGCAGAGCACUAUGCCAGCUGUGUGGGUGAAGAUGUGUUCCAGCUGGCUGGGUCUUGGGCUUUACCUCUGGACCCUCAUUGCCCCUCUCGUUUUCCCUGAGAGGGAUUUCAACUGAGCACGGUUCGUCUUUGGGCUGUGUGGUUCCUUUUUUUGUUUGUUUAUUUGAUUUGAUUAUCUUAUCCAGUACAUCGAGCCGUGUAAAGGAUGUUAUAAAGGAAAGCGGAAGGAUAUUAUAAAGGAAGGACUUAACAUUUCUUUUAAUUUGUAUUUGAAGUAAAUGUUAAAUUAAUAGAUUUUAUGUUGCCACGGUUUCCCUGUGCAUGUAAUCACAAUGUUUUAAAGUUUGAGUGGAUUUUAAGUUAGCCUGUUUUGAUGAUUUUAACCACAUAAGCCACUUUGAUAGGCUAACCAGACUCUUCUUAUCCUGUUGUGGUAUGAUUGGAUAAGCUUCCUUAAAAUUUCACUGAAUCUAAGUUACUGAACUUUCCCAAAGACUCAGCAACAAGGCACUUUCUCAAUACCUCAGAUGUUUCCUUUACAGAUUCCCUUUUUCGAGGCCUGUGUGUUCUCUGAUUGGCCGAGUCUGAAGACCUCCUGAUUAGCAGGACUCCUACAGUACUGGGACAGCCAGGGUAGCCCUCCACAGGAGCCCCCAAGUGAGGUUGAGUGUGAGCGUUAGAUAAGACUAGUAGGACACACCCCACAGAUCAUAACAGGGUUUCCCCUUUGCUGCUACGCUGUACUCAAAGCCAUGUCACUGCACCUUGUGCCAGAGAGCCCUAAUAAUAAAACGUCUAAUCUCAGCUCUUCCUUGCCGACUACAGUCUAAGGUCAUUUUUCUGCGGUGCUCUGCCUCUCCAUGUCUGACAGUGUUCAGCCCUGUGCAGCCAAGGCAUCAAUAUGUUCCUGUGUAGCUGCCUGUUUGCAGGAGAGAGACACGUAUUGAUCCAAAGCAGUCAGCAUCAUGCGAUGUGCAGCGAAACGGUUGAGGAGGUGAUGGCGUGAACUCCACAUCACCUGUGCUCUCACGGAUGCCAUUAUUUCCAGAGUGCUGCUGAGCAUGAGUUCAGAGACUAGAGAUUUGUAAUGUUGCAAUGUAAAAAAACAACAAAACAUUUCAGAAAAAAUAAGUUGCUGUUAAAUUGUAUUGACCUUCAUAAUAUGCUAAUGGUUAUAAUGGUGGUACGGUCAUUUCAUGCAUUGUAUAGUAGUAACCUACAUUUCAAUAUGAAUGAUUUCAAGUAUGUUUUGUACUUGUGAAAUAAUUAUUUGGUACGAUCCUGAAAAUAGUAAUUCUUUGUCUAUGUUAUGUUGGUUUUCAAAAUUUCUACUCCCACACACACACACACAAAUGAGAUUUCCUGUUUCUCUGGCUGCAUGUGAUUGUGCAAAGUGUUGUGAUUAGUUCCUUUUUAUGUUAAUUUUGUUAACAUGUAUUGACAAGUAUUUCACAUUUUAUAUUAUUGCCCCACUAAGAAACAUAUUUGUGUCAGUUCAUGACAUAUUUCAAAACACUAUUAAGUGCCUUUUAUAGUCCUGCAUUCAAAAAACAAAUAUCACUAAUGCUGACGUGUUUGUUAAUGCCUUGCCUUAUACAUUGUGGCUAAUCAUUAUAUUGUAUGCUGUAAGGAGGCAUGCAUUAUUGCUGUAAUAAAUGUAUAAUUAUCUUUUUUAAAUAAAGACGGCAUCUUUCACUCA